Molecule: messenger RNA, 639 nt
Organism: Penicillium alfredii
Lineage: Eukaryota; Fungi; Ascomycota; Eurotiomycetes; Eurotiales; Aspergillaceae
Product: peptide-methionine-S-sulfoxide reductase
Exons: 3
Coding region: 1-639 (212 amino acids)
Molecular function (GO): peptide-methionine (S)-S-oxide reductase activity
Source: RefSeq, a predicted model, not a curated record
AUGGCUUUUGCCGCUCCCGCCAUCACCUCGACACUCUUCUCACGCCUGUUCCGUCCCUUCUCGACUACCUCGCCCUCCCUCUCUCUGGCCCCGGAAUCGCGAUCCCGCAACAUGUCCAGCACCACCUCGCAGGCCACUGUAGCUGCCGGCUGCUUCUGGGGCGUCGAGCACCUGUUCCGGAAACAGUUCGGCAAUGGCAAGGGACUGCUGGAUGCGAAAGUGGGCUACAGCGGCGGAGAGACGUCGUCGCCGUCGUACCGGGCCGUGUGUUCCGGCAACACAGGACAUGCCGAAGCUCUUCAGGUGACGUUUGAUCCGUCGCUGGUGACAUAUCGCCAGCUCCUCGAGUUCUUCUACCGCAUGCACGACCCCACCACGGCGAACCGCCAGGGCCCCGAUGUCGGCACCCAGUACCGCAGUGCUAUCUUCACGCACGGCGACGAGCAGCAGACGAUUGCCGAGGAUGUCACGGCCAAGGUUAGCGCAGAGUGGUACAAGCAGCCCCUUUCCACGCAGGUCGUGCCUGCGGGCCAGUGGUGGAAUGCCGAGGACUACCACCAGCUGUAUCUCAACAAGAACCCGUCUGGCUACGAGUGUCCCGCUCAUUUUGUGCGGGACUUCCCUCCUCUCUCGGAUUGA